Anopheles marshallii is the source of this 948-nucleotide messenger RNA. RefSeq lists its product as uncharacterized. The coding region runs from base 1 to 948 and encodes 315 amino acids. The transcript has 4 exons. NCBI's taxonomy places the organism in Eukaryota, Metazoa, Arthropoda, Insecta, Diptera, Culicidae. The record is from RefSeq and is a predicted model, not a curated record.
AUGUCGGAUACGGAGGCGGAUGCACAGGCCAGCACGAACGGUGGUGCCACGACGAACGGUACGGCUCAACCAUUGUUGCCCUCACAGAAGGUGCUGGAGGAGGAGGAAGCGGAACGGUUGGCUGAGGAGGAACGCAAGCGUAACCGUGAGCCACCGAUCAUCUUCACCGAGGUCGAUUCCAAGCUGGAACUGGAGCGUCUGGUCGACUUUGUCGAUGGGAAGCUGUCGGAGGACGAACAGGAAGCGGUAGACCAGCUGCAUCAGUAUCUGCUGCUCGGCGAAGGUGCCUGGACGUUUGGUGACUGUUUUCUGGUGUUUGUGGGCCGUAUCUUCCGCGAUCAGCAGUGCUUCUCGACAGAUGUCCGUGUGCAUUUGUUGCGGGCGCUUGCCAAUGCCGCACUGAAGGAGGACAUCAUACUGCUGCUGCACCAGGACCGGAAGGAGCACGUGCUGAUGAACUUUGCCCAGGACAUUGAUCGACAUUCGCCCGAGGAGCAGCAAUCGAUCGCACUAUUUAUGUGCAACUUGUUCGAGAAUAACAACGCAUCGGAAUGGUUGCUGUACAUCUCCGAGUGGAACUACAACGGUUUGACCACGUCGAAUAUUCGGGCGACGACAAAGGUCGCGGUACACUGUCUGCUAGCGACCUGCCCACGGUUGCUGGAUAUCGGUACAGCGCUCGUCCACAACAUCGCCUGCAAGGAGGUGAAGACGGUCGUGUUCGAUGAUGUGGCGGUGGAGAUCUCGAUGGCGUUGCUGCAGUUCUUCAACAGCUCCCCAACGGAGGAACAUCUCUUCCGCACGAUGAAAGCGCUGGCCAAGUUUGUGCAGGUGUCACCGGAUGUGCCGCAGUUUGUGCAGAUGAUUGGACCACAUCCGAAGAAUUUUAAGGGCAAAAGCGAACGGGUCGACGGACUGAUCGAUCAGAUCAGCAAGAAGAUACGCUAG